UCUGAGAACCUGCCUUCCGUGGUGCAGCCUGGUGCCUCGGCGCCCACAAUUCACCUGAUGCCUCUACCCAGCCUGAUGCCUCUUACCCAGCCUGAUGCCUCCAUUCAGCCUGAUGCCUCCAUUCAGCCUGAUGCCUCCACCCAGCAUGAUGCCAGUUGACUCGAUGCCCGCUGUCGAUCCAGACGAUCCGGUACCUGAUGACCCAGUACCCACUGUCAUGCCUGGUGACUCGAUGCCUGCUGUCGAGCCAGACGAUCCAAUGCCUGAUGACCCAGUGCCCGCUGUCAUGCUUGGUGACCCGAUGCCCCGCUGUCGGGCCAGACGAUCCAAUGUCUGACCCAGUGCCCGCGGUCAUGCCAGUUGACUCGGAGCCCACUGUCGUGCCUGGUGACUCGGUGCCCACUGCCUUGCCAGAUGACACGGUGCCCGCUGGCGAGCCAAAUGACCUGAUGCUGGUGACCCAGUGCCCGCUGUCAUGCCUGGUGACCCGAUGCCCGCUGUCGAGCCAGACGAUCCAAUGCCAGAUGACCAGGUGCCCGCCGCUCCGCCUGGGGGCCCGGCGCCCGCCGCUUUGCCUGGGGCCCGAUGCC
This is a messenger RNA of Staurois parvus, 590 nucleotides long. The record is from the annotation of a GenBank genome assembly. Lineage: Eukaryota; Metazoa; Chordata; Amphibia; Anura; Ranidae.